AUGUCAAAUGGCAACGGCUUAAGCAGACCGCCGUCCACCCAGAGCCAGGGCCAGUUCGAUCAGAAUGGCCAGCGACAACAAGCACAAAAGAAUGCUUCGGUAGUUAUCAAAGUGGGCAUGGUGGGCGAUGCUCAGAUUGGCAAGACAAGCUUGAUGGUCAAAUACGUCGAGGGUAGUUGGGAUGAAGAUUACAUCCAGACGCUGGGCGUCAACUUCAUGGAGAAGACCAUCAGCAUCCGAAACACCGAAAUCACCUUCUCAAUAUGGGACCUUGGUGGCCAGCGAGAGUUUGUCAAUAUGCUCCCGCUGGUCUGCAACGACGCCGUCGCCAUAUUAUUCAUGUUCGAUCUUACUCGAAAAUCAACUCUCAACAGCAUCAAGGAGUGGUAUCGCCAAGGACGAGGAUUCAACAAGACCGCGAUCCCUUUCUUGGUUGGCACAAAAUACGACCACUUCGUCAACUUCCCGCGAGAAGAACAGGAGGAGAUUUCGCUCCAGGCAAAGCGCUUCGCGAAAGCCAUGAAAGCUAGUCUAAUUUUCUCAAGCACAAGUCACAGCAUCAACGUGCAAAAGAUCUUCAAGAUCGUGCUUUCAAAAGCAUUCGAUCUUCGAUGCACGAUACCCGAAAUCGAGAAUGUGGGCGAGCCGUUACUCCUCUACCAAGCCGCCUAA
Pseudocercospora fijiensis CIRAD86 is the source of this 672-nucleotide messenger RNA. RefSeq lists its product as uncharacterized. Gene Ontology annotation, biological process: regulation of exit from mitosis. Gene Ontology annotation, cellular component: spindle pole body. Gene Ontology annotation, molecular function: GTPase activity; GTP binding. The record is from RefSeq and is a predicted model, not a curated record. Lineage: Eukaryota; Fungi; Ascomycota; Dothideomycetes; Mycosphaerellales; Mycosphaerellaceae. The transcript has 3 exons. The coding region runs from base 1 to 672 and encodes 223 amino acids.